Quercus robur (English oak) is the source of this 1875-nucleotide messenger RNA. RefSeq names its product flavonoid 3',5'-hydroxylase 2-like. The record is from RefSeq and is a predicted model, not a curated record. Gene Ontology annotation, molecular function: heme binding; monooxygenase activity; oxidoreductase activity, acting on paired donors, with incorporation or reduction of molecular oxygen. Bases 99 to 1628 code for a protein of 509 amino acids. Lineage: Eukaryota; Viridiplantae; Streptophyta; Magnoliopsida; Fagales; Fagaceae. The transcript is spliced from 2 exons.
CUUAUGUCACACAGCCCAAUCCUAAUACUCAUUGUAGUAUUGUUACAUAGCCCUUCACUACACACACACACACACACACACACACACACACACACACCAUGGCCUUAGAUACAUUUCUUCUCAGAGAACUAGUUGCUGCCAUUGUUGUCUUCUUUAUCACCCGCUUUUCCAUUCGUUUACUCUUCAAAAACCCUUCUAGGAAACUCCCACCGGGCCCUAAAGGCUGGCCUAUCGUAGGUGCACUUCCACUUCUAGGAACCAUGCCUCAUGUUGCUCUUGCUAAAAUGGCAAAGCAAUAUGGACCUGUCAUGUACCUUAAAAUGGGUACUUGUGACAUGGUCGUAGCAUCUACACCAGAUGCAGCACGAGCCUUUCUCAAGACCCUUGAUAUCAAUUUCUCUAAUAGGCCCCCAAAUGCUGGUGCUACCCAUUUAGCCUAUGAUGCUCAGGACAUGGUUUUUGCUCAUUAUGGACCAAGGUGGAAGUUGCUUAGAAAAUUAAGCAACUUACACAUGCUUGGUGGGAAAGCUCUUGAUGAUUGGGCUCAAGUUCGAGUUAUUGAGCUAGGACACAUGGUUCAAGCGAUGUAUGAGUCUAGCAAACAAGGUGAGCCAGUGGUGGUGUCAGAAUUGCUGACUUAUGCCAUGGCGAACAUGAUAGGCCAAGUGAUACUAAGUCGCCGUGUGUUUGUGACACACGGUGAGGAGUCUAAUGAGUUUAAGGACAUGGUUGUGGAGCUCAUGACUUCAGCUGGGUUCUUCAACAUUGGUGAUUUUAUACCAUCCAUUGCAUGGUUGGAUUUGCAAGGUAUUGAGCGUGGAAUGAAGAAGCUGCAUAAGCGGUUCGAUGUGCUAUUGACAAAGAUGAUUGAGGAGCACACAGCUUCUGCUCAUGAGCGUAAGGGGAAGCCAGAUUUCUUAGACGUUGUUGUGGCUAAUCAAGACAAUUCCGACGGAGAAAGGCUUAAUUUGACCAACAUUAAGGCACUUCUAUUGAACUUGUUCACGGCGGGCACCGACACAUCAUCAAGCAUAAUUGAAUGGGCACUUACGGAGAUGUUGAAGAACCCUAGCAUCCUCAAGCGGGCACAUGAUGAAAUGGAUCAAGUAAUUGGAAGAAACCGACGUCUAGAGGAAGCAGACAUAGCAAAGCUCCCAUAUCUUCAAGCCAUAUGCAAAGAAACAAUGCGAAAGCACCCCUCCACGCCACUAAACUUACCUAGAGUCUCAACCGAGGCAUGUGAAGUGAAUGGCUAUUACAUUCCAAAGAACACUAGGCUUAGUGUGAACAUAUGGGCCAUAGGUCGUGACCCUGAUGUAUGGGAAAACCCAUUAGAUUUCACACCAGAAAGAUUUUUGAGUGGGAAAUAUGCAAAAAUUGAUCCAAGGGGAAAUGAUUUCGAAUUAAUUCCAUUUGGAGCUGGAAGGAGGAUUUGUGCUGGGACUAGGAUGGGAAUUGUGCUAGUAGAGUACAUUCUUGGCACAUUAGUGCACUCAUUUGAUUGGAAAUUGCCAAAUGGGGUUGUUGAGCUAAAUAUGGAUGAGGCCUUCGGACUUGCAUUGCAAAAGGCAGUACCCCUUUCGGCUAUGGUUAGUCCAAGGUUGUCUUUAAGUGCAUAUGCUUUUUAAGCUUAAUUAUAUAGAGUCAAGUCAUGGGUUAUCCUCAUCAUCCUAAGCUUUAGCUUAAGGAUGUUCUCUGUAUUUAUGUCAGUCUAAUAAGUCGAUCUACUGACCUUCCUUAAUUUCUUUUCCUUUUUUUUUUUGUGGGUAAAAAGUCAUGUGGCUUUAUGAUCAAAAUGCUGCUUUAUCUAUGCCUAUCUUAUUGUAAUGUUAUGUUUCUUUAUGAAUAAUAAAUUUUUAAAAAGUAUUGUAAAAA